Messenger RNA from Ornithodoros turicata, 1258 nucleotides. RefSeq lists its product as uncharacterized. The record is from RefSeq and is a predicted model, not a curated record. The transcript is spliced from 4 exons. Lineage: Eukaryota; Metazoa; Arthropoda; Arachnida; Ixodida; Argasidae. The coding region runs from base 50 to 1180 and encodes 376 amino acids.
GGUGGCCAAGUUCGUCAACUUGGAGAAAAGGAGCCGGCACGGAAGAGGGAUGAAGUUGUGUCAGUUCUUUCUUUGUGUCUUCCUCGCAGCAGGAUCUCACGCCGACGACAAGGUAGAAGAAUCGAACAGAUACAUGGACAACCUACUCGAAGAAGCAUUCCCGCGCAACGACAGUGCUUUGGUCCCUGUCAGGAUAGCCUAUCUUGACGGCUUCGAGAUCGAGCUGGAGGAAGAGCGUUCCACAGGACGUUACUAUACACGAGGCCGCAAGUUUGGUCAUCGCGGUAGUAAACUCCUGAAAUACGCUCUCAUGUACCAGAUAGCACGAAGCACGUUUAAACGGGGAAAGAAGUACAAGGGCAACAAGCCGGUCGUGUUUGGCAACGGCCUCCAAGGUGUCUUCUACCCGAAAGCAGGCACGGGGGUGCCCCAUAUGGCGAAGCCUCCGCCUCCUGGCUUCAUAUGGCGACCGGGUAGUACAACGUCCGAUUCUGGGGGUUAUCCACAUGCUGGAUAUCCUGGUAGCGGCACAGGAGGUGGGUCGUCCAGCGGUUCUGGAGGAAAGAGUUCUGGUGGGAAAAGUACUGGUGGGAAAAGCUCGGGAGGCCGCUCGGGUGGUCGAUCCGGAGGACGGUCUGGAGGCGGCCGGAAGGGUCGCAGAAGUCUUGAAUAUUCCACAAAGUCAAGGAUUAGGAGGGAUUUCGAGAGGGACAUCAAAGUGAACCUCCAGAACGGUAGAGUCUCCGGCUUUCAUCGCAUAAGACGGCUGGGCGACUGCUCGCCACCGACAAAGCAACUGGACCACGUCACAGUGUCCUGUUACGUGUCAUUACACGGCAUGGCAGUGAAUUUUACUGGUUACGUGGAGGGUGAACGGUCAGGUGUUCUACGCUCUAAUUACAAGCCCUUCAGCAUGGCAGCGGUUCUGCGAAACUCAGCAGCGUUCAUUGAGAUUACAGGUCUAACAGAUGCAGCGCCGGUGGUGUCUGCAUGGAGUGUCCUCCCUUCGGACCUUCAGAUCAAUGCCUCCCGUCCCAUGGACGUGUACCCCGAGAAGAAACGCAUCCUGGAGGAGUACCUCGAGGUCAACAUCGACGAAGACAUCGCAGACUACUUGUACGGUCCUCUGCAGGACCAGAUUGCAACUGCAGUUGCUAACAGUACAGUUCCGCGUCCAUGAACUGUAAACUCGGUCGACUAUAAAUAGGUCGAAUCGAAGGUGGUGCAUGCAAGGCAAUAAAAUAGAUAUUGAACAUAC